AUGCGACGGGUUGUUUCUCAUCCGGCUUAUCGCGCCUCUGAGGAGAAGCCUGACGUUGGAAUCAACAGGCAUAUUGUAAGAGCAGCGCAUAAUGUGCUGCAAGGUGAUUGGUCAGUGAUAUCUGACUUAUACAUGUCAGCGCUUUCGCACGAGACAAGCAAGAGAGUGGGAGAAGCCCGUUUGGGUUCCGAACAUUCGGCGGUUUUGUGGCACCUAUCUACCUCGAGCUACUGUGCCCCACUGCACCUGCAGUUUUGGGGUUCGCAAUGCUGA
Strongylus vulgaris is the source of this 273-nucleotide messenger RNA. NCBI's taxonomy places the organism in Eukaryota, Metazoa, Nematoda, Chromadorea, Rhabditida, Strongylidae. The record is from the annotation of a GenBank genome assembly.